GCUAAGAGUGACGCUGUUUCCGGGAGGAACAGGGCAGUGCAGUGGAGCUGAGGGUCUGUGCCAGUGUGUUUGUGUGUAUUAGAGUAUAUUAAUGGGUUAAUAUGUGUGUAUUAUAGUGAGUUAAUGGGUUAAUGUGUGUUAGUGUGAGUGUGUGAUGAUGUCGGAGUCUCCGGAUACCCGCAGUCUGCUGUCUGCGUCCUCUCAGGUUAAUCUGAUGGAGAUAGAGGCGAUUGAUGAUAAGGAGUUUGAUAUCCCUCAAGUGGACACGCCGCCUACUCUGGAGAGCAUUCUGAAUGAGCCUGAAGAUGAAGAUGAGCAGUUCAUCCUGGAGGACACGUGUCUGCUGAGCACAGAAAACAUUGACGCUCAUUCCUGUGAGACCUCCUCUCUCGCCAGCUCUGACAGUGGAGACCGAGCACACCUGAAAAGGCGGAGGAGAGCAGUAGAGACUACCGCUACAGUUCAUGGAUCAGUUCUGAGACACAGUGUGCUGAAAGGCAUCUCGGCUCAGAUCGUCUCGGCUGCUGAUAAAGUUGAUGCAGGCUUGCCUACGGCCAUCACAGUGUCCAGUGUUAUCGCUGUGGGAACGUCACAUGGCCUGGCCCUCGUAUUCGAUCAGAACCAGGCGCUGAGGCUGUGUCUGGGUACCACGGCGACGGGGGCGGAGUAUGGCGCAGUGUCUGCUCUCAGUAUCAACCAGGAUUGCACACGACUGCUGUGUGGCUUUGCUAAAGGACAGAUCACCAUGUGGGAUUUGGCCAAUGGGAAGCUCCUUCGUACCAUCACAGACGCCCACCCACCCGGGACAGCUAUUCUGCACAUUAAGUUCACAGAUCUGCCGACGCUGGCUGUGUGUAACGACAGCGGCGGAUCAGUGUUUGAACUUUCAUUCAGGAGAGUGAUGGGGAUGAGGACGUGCGAGUCUCGCUGUUUGUUCAGUGGCAGUAAGGGUGAGGUUUGCUGUGUGGAGCCGCUGCAUUCAGGCCCUGAGCUUAAAGACCAUCCCAUCACUCAGUACUGCCUGCUGGCCAUGGCUUCACUCACCAAGAUUCUAGUGAUCGGACUGAAGCCUUCUUUAAAGGUCUGGAUGACCUUUCCAUAUGGCAAGGCUGACCCUGCCAGUGUGCCUCAGUUGGCGUGGCAGUUUGUGGCUGUACAGAAAGCAGUGAACCCCAUUCUAGCCUUCUGCAGAGGAGACACUGUCCACUUCCUACUGGUCAAGAAGGAUGAAUCUGGAACCGUCCAUGUCAUCAAACAGCGACAGCUUCAACUCAGCUGUGACCUCAUCAGUCUGACUUGGCUGAAUCCGCGCACGCUGGUUCUGAUGGACAGCGCGGAGAAGCUGCACGUUCUGGAUCGAGCCAGUCAGGAGGAGCUGGAGAUGCUGGACCUGUCAGAGGCCCAGCUGGUCUACAACAGCAGCCACUUCAAAUCCCUCGCUACAGGGGGCAACGUCAGCCAGGCACUGGCUUUGGUUGGGGAGAAGGCAUGCUACCAGUCUGUGUGCAGCUAUGGAGGUCAGAUCGUCUACCUUGGAACUAAGUCCGUCCACGUUAUGACCCUGAGAAACUGGCGAGAGCGUGUGGAUAAUUUACUGAAGCAGGAGAAGUUUACGGAGGCUCUGUCUUUAGCCUGGUCGUUCCACGAGGGCACGGCCAAAGCUGUCCUGGGUUUGUUUGGGGAUCCUGUAAAGAGGAAGGGGGUGGUGGCGGAUAAGAUGGUGGAGAUUUUGUUCCAGUAUGUGGAUCGUUCCCUCAAGAAAUGUCCCGAGCAGGGAAAGAUCCAAGUCCUUGAGCAGCACUUCCAGGACAUGGUUCCCAUCAUGGUGGAUUACUGUCUGCAUCUGCAGAGGACGGACCUGCUGUUCAAUCAGAUCUACAGCAGGCUGGUGGAGAACUCGGUGGCUAAGGGUGUGUUUCUGGAGAGUCUGGAGCCGUACAUUCUGAGCGAGCGGAUUGGCUGCCUGACCGCGCCCGUCAUGAGGGACCUGCUCAGCUACUUCCAGGAGAACGGCAUGAUGGAGAGCGUGGAGGGCUGCCUGGUGCACAUGGACAUCACUAACCUGGAUAUACAGCAGGUGGUGCAAAUGUGUUGGGAUAACCAGCUCUAUGAUGCCAUGAUCUACGUCUUCAACAGCGGCAUGAACGACUACAUCAGCCCUAUGGAGAAACUCUUCCAAGUGAUCGGUCCUCCUCUGCGUGAAGGAAAGCCUCUCACAGGUACUGACUAUAGAUGUUAUCUUCCUGCAGAUGAGCAGGUGGUCAUGGGAAACAAGCUUCUUGUCUACAUUAGCUGCUGUCUGGCUGGACGAGCUUAUCCUCUAGGAGACAUUCCAGAAGACCUGGUUCCUCAAGUCAAAAAUCAGGUGUUCGAGUUCCUCAUUCGCUUGCACACAGUCGAGGCCACCCAGGAGGAGGAGGUGUAUCCCUACAUCCGGACUCUUCUGCACUUUGACACGAGGGAAUUCCUCAACGUCCUCGCUCUGACGUUUGAAGAUUUUAAGAAUGAUAAACAGGCUCUGGAGUACCAGCAGAGGAUUGUGGAUAUUUUACUGAAGGUGAUGGUGGAUAACUCUGACUUCACUCCGUCUCAGGUGGGCUGUCUGUUCACCUUCCUCGCCCGGCAGCUCGCCAAACCCGACAACACGCUGUUCGUCAACAGGAAGCUGUUUGAUCAGGUUUUGGAGUUUCUGUGCAGUCCGGAUGAUGACUGCAGACACACAGAGAGACAACAGGUGCUUUUGGAGCUUCUUCAGGUGGGAGGCGUGGUCCAGUUUGAUGAGGGGCGGCUGCUUGCUCUGGCAGAGAAAGCAGAGUUUUAUCAGAUAUGUGAGUUCUUGUAUGAACAGAAGCACCUGUAUGAUCGAAUCAUUGACUGUUACCUGAAGGAUCCUUUAAGAAAGGAGGAGGUUUAUAACCUCAUCCAUAACAUCCUGUCCAUGCCUGGCUACAGCCUGGAGGAGAAGACCACCACAUGGAACAAAUCUCUGCAGCACGUUAAGGAGCUGGUUAGCAUCAACCCAGCUAAAGCAGCUGAGCUGAUUUCUGGACACUUCUCCAGUGAGGUGGAGCCCAUUAUCACUGCACUACAGGACGAUUAUUUGGUGUUCCAGUUCUUGAAGAACCUGUUGGAUCCAAGUGAAGGUCACUCUCCUGAGGCCGGGUUGAAGCUGGGUCCGGAGCUGUAUGAGCAGUUGGUGGGCUUGCUUUGCCGUUUUAACCCCUGCCAGGUCACAGGCUUCCUCCAGACCUCCCAGCACUACCGCCUGGAGGAAACCAUCGAGAUCACCAGGCAGCACAAGCAGCACGAAGCCACCGCCUACCUGCUGGAGAAAAAGGGGGAUGUUCAAGGAGCCUUCGACGUUCUGCUCCAGACACUGAAGGACAAGCUGCACACAGUAACUGAAGAGCCUUUACCACCUUCUGGGCUGAAGGGAAGUGAAGCAGGAGAUGAAGAGCAGACGCCCAUGGCCAGAGUAAAUGAAGCCCUGAGUGACAUCAUCUCACUGUGCCAAAGGAGCUCACAUGGCCUUAACCAGCAGCAGAGAGAGGCUCUCUGGUUUCCUCUGCUUGAAGCCAUGAUGUCUCCGCAGAAACUCCUCAAAGGUCCCAACGCCAAGCACACUUCUGAGGCACUGAAAGAGCUCACUAUGACAGUAUUAAACAGCAUGUCCAGCUUCAUCGCCCUGCCUGCCAUCAUCCAGCGCAUUCUGCAGGACCCUGUGUAUGGGAAGGGAAAGUUGGCAGAGAUCCAGGGCCUCAUCCUCGGCAUGUUGGAGACAUUUAACUACGAACAGACUCUGUUAGAAACCACUACCAAUCUGCUGAACUCAGACCUGCACUGGUCUCUGGCGCACCUGCGUAAAGCCGUCAGCAGGGGGCUCCACCCCCGGCAGGACCACUGCAACAUCUGCCUGCAACAGUACAAGAGGCGACAGGAGAGCGAGGAGGAGGUCAUCAUCUUCAGCUGUGGCCACCUUUACCACUGCCAGUGUCUGCAGAGGAAGGAGCAGGGGGUUAUUGUGAAAGAGCCGGGGCUCGUAGGAGACAGAUCUCAGUCAUGGAUCUGUUAUAAAUGCACCUCCAGCCAGGGCUCUCGGCCAGGUGAGCGGGUCUCCGCUGAAGGCAGAAGAGCCAGGUCCACCUCCCUAGCACAGACCAAAGUGACGUCCACGCACCGGGGGAGCGCCGCAGAGGCUCAUGGGAGAAAGGAGCUGGCUGAAGUUACAUUAGAUGCCCAGCAGACACAGGCCUGGGAUCAGCUCCGCUGCAUGUACAGAGGACCCUCCAGAUUGGCAAUACUGACAGAAAUCACACAUUCCCAUAGCAAUGAGAAGCCUGGGCUUCUGAACCCCACCCACCCGGGAACCGGCAGCAUCUACCACAGCGAAAACUUCAGCCUCAAGCUUUCUCCUCCUCCAUUAGUGGAGGAAUAGGAAAGACUCCGCCCACUGUUACAGUUUCUAAAUAAAAGCACUACCAUAUCUCGAUCAAAA
Messenger RNA from Astyanax mexicanus (Mexican tetra), 4495 nucleotides. RefSeq names its product VPS8 subunit of CORVET complex (gene vps8). The transcript is spliced from 45 exons. Gene Ontology annotation, molecular function: protein binding. Gene Ontology annotation, biological process: protein targeting to vacuole; endosomal vesicle fusion. Gene Ontology annotation, cellular component: late endosome; HOPS complex; early endosome. The coding region runs from base 155 to 4435 and encodes 1426 amino acids. NCBI's taxonomy places the organism in Eukaryota, Metazoa, Chordata, Actinopteri, Characiformes, Acestrorhamphidae. The record is from RefSeq and is a predicted model, not a curated record.